CACAAAUCUAGACUUUGUUCCGUGCACCGGCUCCUCUCAUUACCCGUGUGAAGUAAAGCGUCGAAGUUACGAUUUCAUUUCGAGUCGGCUGUGUUUGCCUGCUGGAAAAACGAUGGAAAUCACGUUCACGGGCAAGCGGGCUUUGGUGACUGGAGCAGGGAAAGGGAUAGGCAGGGCCACCGCGCUGGUGCUGGCACGGAGCGGAGCAGAGGUCACCGCUGUCACACGCACCCAGGCUGACCUGGACAGCCUCCUCCUCGAGUGUCCGAACAUCAAGCCAGUGUGCGUGGACCUGGCAGACUGGGAGGCCACUGACGCGGCGCUGAAGGACUUGGGCCCAGUGGACCUGCUGGUGAACAAUGCGGCCUGUGCCCCACUGCAGUCCUUUCUGGAGGUCACCCCUGAGAAGUUUGACAUGUCCUUUAACAUCAAUGUGAAGGCAGCACUGCACGUUGCCCAGAUUGUAGCUCGUGGGAUGAAGGCCAGGGGGUCUGGCGGCUCCAUUGUCAACAUUUCCAGCCAAGCUUCACAGUGCGCUUUCAAGGACCAUGCAGUUUACUGUGCCACCAAGGCAGCUCUGGACAUGCUGACUAAGGUGAUGGCUCUGGAACUCGGGCCCUACCAGAUCAGAGUGAAUUCUGUCAAUCCCACAGUGGUACUGACUAAAAUGGGCAAGAUGAACUGGAGUGACCCCGAGAAGGCCAAGGCCAUGACAUCACGGAUCCCAAUGGGAAAAUUUGCAGAAGUGGAAGAUGUGGUGAACUCUAUCCUGUUCCUGCUCAGUGACAAGAGUGCCAUGACCAAUGGGGUCACUCUGCCAGUGGAUGGGGGGUUUCUGGCCUGCUGAUGAAAACUCCAUAGUAAAGCAACGUCGCACUGCUGACUAGAGAGCUGUGCAUACCCUCGCAGAUCAUGCCCGUUCUGACUAUCAUUGCUUAAAGCGAACACUCAAAUCGCACAUUUCAGUUUUGAUCUUGCUUUGCUGCACUAAAAGUAUUAGCUCUACAGUUGUAGAUUAGCUUCAAUGAGCUAGUAGGAUGGAGGAAGCCAUUCUGUAGGUGGCCAGAAAAUGUCCUUUUUUAUUU
Molecule: messenger RNA, 1085 nt
Organism: Megalops cyprinoides (Indo-Pacific tarpon)
Lineage: Eukaryota; Metazoa; Chordata; Actinopteri; Elopiformes; Megalopidae
Gene: dcxr
Product: dicarbonyl/L-xylulose reductase
Exons: 9
Coding region: 113-847 (244 amino acids)
Biological process (GO): xylulose metabolic process; glucose metabolic process
Molecular function (GO): carbonyl reductase (NADPH) activity; L-xylulose reductase (NADPH) activity
Source: RefSeq, a predicted model, not a curated record